Molecule: messenger RNA, 8343 nt
Organism: Scleropages formosus (Asian bonytongue)
Lineage: Eukaryota; Metazoa; Chordata; Actinopteri; Osteoglossiformes; Osteoglossidae
Gene: cnot1
Product: CCR4-NOT transcription complex, subunit 1
Exons: 49
Coding region: 321-7478 (2385 amino acids)
Biological process (GO): nuclear-transcribed mRNA catabolic process, deadenylation-dependent decay; negative regulation of translation
Cellular component (GO): P-body; CCR4-NOT core complex
Molecular function (GO): molecular adaptor activity
Source: RefSeq, a predicted model, not a curated record
CAUUUUAUGGUAGAAACCCGAACCUAACUGAACUAGAACGGAAGGCUUUACGUUUACGUGUAUUUUGUGAAGGUUUUGGGUGCACUGAAGACAAAAAGCAAUGAACAGCGCCAAGUGAAACGAGAGCAGCAAAGAUGCAACAUUGAUAUCGGAUUGAGGGAUUUAACAUCGGAUCAAGAACUCAGGAACAGAAAGCAGUUACUAGACCAGAUUUUUACACCUUGGGGAAAAAGCAGAAUUAACCUAUCUCUGCGGUGACUAAAGGGGAAUAAUGGUGAUUUUGCGCCGGGCUCGGCCGCCUGCUUCCGCCCCGACCAGCAAUGAAUCUUGACUCGCUUUCGCUGGCUUUGUCUCAAAUCAGCUAUCUGGUGGACAAUUUAACUAAGAAAAACUAUAGAGCCAGCCAGCAGGAAAUACAGCAUAUUGUGAAUCGACACGGCCCUGAGGCAGACAGGCAUUUGUUACGCUGUCUCUUCUCCCAUGUGGAUUUCAGUGGCGAUGGUAAAAGCAGUGGUAAAGACUUUCAUCAGACGCAGUUUCUGAUCCAGGAGUGUGCAUCUCUAAUUACCAAACCAAAUUUCAUCUCAACACUUUGUUACGCCAUUGACAAUCCUUUACAUUAUCAGAAGAGUUUAAAGCCGACACCCCAUUUGUUUGCUCAGUUGAGUAAAGUACUCAAAUUAAGCAAGGUCCAGGAGGUGAUUUUUGGCCUUGCCUUGUUGAAUUCAUCCAGCUCGGACCUAAGAGGAUUUGCUUCCCAAUUUGUGAAACAGAAGCUCCCCGAUCUCCUGCGCUCUUACGUGGACGCAGACCUCGGGGUUAACCAGGAAGGUGGAUUCCAAGAUAUUGCUAUAGAGGUCCUUCACCUGCUCCUCUCCCAUCUCCUCUUUGGACAGACGGGAGCCUGUGGGGUUGGACAGGAGCAGAUUGACGCUUUUCUUAAAACUCUGUGCCGAGAUUUCCCGCAGGAACGCUGUCCUGUGGUGCUUGCACCACUGCUCUACCCUGAAAAACGGGACAUUCUGAUGGAUAGGAUUCUGCCAGACUCUGGAGGCAUAGCAAAGACGAUGAUGGAGAGCUCUCUUGCAGAGUUUAUGCAAGAAGUUGGCUAUGGCUUUUGUGCAAGUGUCGAUGAGUGCCGCAACAUCAUCCUGCAGUUUGGGGUGCGUGAAGUCACAGCCAGCCAGGUAGCCCGUGUCUUGGGGAUGAUGGCUCGUACCCAUUCUGGAUUGUCAGAUGGUAUUCCUCUGCAGUCAAUCUCUGCUCCAGGCAGUGGAAUAUGGAGUGAUGGCAAGGACAAGAGCGAUGGGUCCCAAGCCCACACCUGGAAUGUGGAAGUUUUGAUUGAUGUUGUCAAAGAAGUAAACCCUAAUUUGAACUUCAAGGAAGUGACCUAUGAGUUAGACCACCCUGGGUUCAUCAUCCGUGACAGCAAGGGAUUACAGAUCGUAGUGUAUGGCAUUCAGAGAGGCUUGGGCAUGGAGGUCUUCCCUGUGGAUCUUAUCUACAGGCCCUGGAAGCAUGCAGAGGGACAAUUAUCAUUUAUACAGCAUUCACUCCUGAACCCAGAUGUCUUCUGUUUUGCGGAUUACCCGUGCCAUACUGUUGCCAUUGACAUUCUGAAGGCACCACCAGAAGAUGAUAAUCGUGAGAUAGCAACAUGGAAGAGCCUGGAUCUAGUGGAGAGCCUGUUGCGUCUGUCUGAGGUGGGGCAGUACGAGCAGGUGAAGCAGCUCUUCAGCUUCCCCAUCAAACAUUGCCCCGACAUGCUUGUGCUGGCGCUGCUGCAGAUUAGCACCUCCUGGCACACUCUGCGCCAUGAGCUCAUCUCCACCCUCAUGCCAAUAUUUCUGGGCAACCACCCCAAUUCUGCCAUCAUUUUGCACUACGCGUGGCACGGACAGGGUCAGUCUCCCUCAAUCCGGCAAUUGAUCAUGCACUCAAUGGCUGAAUGGUACAUGAGAGGGGAGCAGUAUGACCAGGCCAAGCUCUCCCGUAUCCUUGAUGUGGCUCAGGACUUGAAGUCUCUUUCGAUGCUGCUAAAUGGUACUCCAUUUGCCUUUGUUAUUGACCUUGCUGCACUUGCAUCUCGCCGUGAAUACCUCAAACUUGACAAAUGGCUGACUGACAAAAUCAGAGAGCAUGGGGAACCCUUUAUCCAGGCUUGUGUGACAUUCUUGAAAAGGCGUUGUCCUUCCAUUAUGGGCAGCUUGGCACCUGAGAAGGACCAACCCAAGAGUGCUCAGCUUCCUCCUGAAACGCUUGCUACUAUGUUGGCCUGUUUGCAGUCUUGCGCAGGGAGUGUGUCUCAAGAGCUGUCUGAAACAAUCCUAACCAUGGUAGCCAACUGUAGCAAUGUUAUGAACAAAGCACGACAGCCACCGCCUGGCGUGAUGCCAAAGGGACGUGCUCCAAGUACUAGUAGCCUGGACGCCAUUUCCCCUGUUCAGAUGGACCCUUUGCCUGCCAUGAGCUCUCUGAGCCUAGGGAGCUCUGGUGCCUCACACACACAGAGCAUGCAAGGCUUCCCCACCCCCUUAGGCUCUGCUUUCAGCAACCCUCAGUCUCCUGCAAAGGCCUUUCCAGCUCUGUCCACCCCCAACCCUUCCACUCCAUUUGGGGGCAUUGGAAGCCUCUCUUCACAGCUCCCAGGUCCUCUAGGCACUGGUAGUCUGACUGGUAUCGCUUCUGGGAUUGGCAUGCCAGCUGUCAGCAAUGACCCAUUUGGGACUAGAAAGAUGAGCACACCAGGACUGAACCCCCCUACCUUUCAGCAGAGUAAGAUGAAGGCCUCUGACCUCUCUCAGGUAUGGCCUGAGGCGAAUCAGCACUUUAGCAAGGAGAUUGAUGAUGAGGCCAACAGCUAUUUCCAGCGAAUUUACAACCACCCUCCACAUCCAACCAUGUCUGUUGAUGAGGUUUUGGAGAUGUUGCAGAGAUUCAAGGAUUCUAACAUCAAACGGGAACGUGAGGUUUUCAACUGCAUGUUGAGGAACCUGUUUGAGGAAUAUCGCUUCUUUCCUCAGUACCCUGACAAGGAGUUGCACAUCACCGCCUGUCUGUUUGGUGGCAUUAUCGAGAAAGGCCUGGUCACCUAUAUGGCCCUGGGCCUGGCCUUGCGCUAUGUUCUUGAAGCCUUAAGAAAACCUUUUGGCUCCAAAAUGUACUAUUUUGGCAUAGCCGCACUAGACAGAUUUAAAAAUAGGCUGAAGGACUAUCCACAGUAUUGUCAACAUUUGGCUUCAAUUGCUCACUUUCUUCAGUUUCCUCAUCAUUUACAGGAGUAUAUUGAGUAUGGCCAACAGUCACGAGACCCUCCUGUCAAGAUGCAAGGAACCAUUACCACACCAGGCAGCCUUGCUCUUGCUCAAGCCCAGGCUCAGUCACAGGUGCCCCCCAAAGCUUCCUUGCCUGGACAGGCUAGCACCAUGGUAACUACAUCUACCACAACCACUGUUGCUAAGACCACUACCAUCACACGGCCCACUGCUAUCAGCUUCAAGAAGGAUGUGCCAGUGAGUAUCGGUAACACCAGGGAAAUCGGGCCCUCUAUAAACACAACCAAUAUUGACACACUGCUAGUGGCUACAGACCUAACAGAAAGAAUUGUGGAACCCCCUGAAAAUGUCCAAGAAAAAAUUGCUUUCAUAUUUAACAACUUGUCACAGUCCAACAUGGCCCAGAAGGUUGAGGAGUUGAAGGAGACUGUGAAGGAGGAGUUUAUGCCCUGGGUGUCUCAGUACCUUGUCAUGAAGAGGGUCAGCAUCGAGCCAAACUUCCAUAGCCUCUACUCCAACUUCUUGGACACCUUGAAAAAUCCUGAGUUCUCCAAAAUGGUCCUUAAUGAAACUUACAGAAACAUUAAGGUUUUAUUGACUUCUGAUAAGGCAGCAGCUAAUUUCUCAGACAGAUCUUUGUUGAAGAAUUUGGGUCAUUGGCUUGGCAUGAUCACUUUGGCCAAAAACAAACCAAUCUUGUAUACGGAUCUGGAAUUAAAGUCAUUGUUGUUGGAAGCUUAUGUGAAGGGACAGCAGGAGUUACUCUAUGUGGUCCCUUUUGUUGCCAAAGUCUUGGAAUCCAGCCUCAGAAGCGUGAUUUUUAGACCCCAGAAUCCAUGGACCAUGGCCAUCAUGAAUGUACUGGCAGAACUGCACCAAGAACAUGAUUUGAAGCUAAACUUGAAGUUUGAAAUUGAAGUGCUGUGUAAGAACUUAUCACUAGACAUCAAUGACCUUAAGCCUGGGAAUCUGCUGAAAGACAAAGAAAAGCUGAAGAACUUGGAAGAGCAGCUGUCUGCACCAAAGAAAGAAGCCAAACCACCUGAAGAAAUGCUGCCCAUAGUUACAACAGCUGCACCCUCCACUCCUGCUACAGCUACAACAUGCACAGCCACAGGCCCCCCUGCUCCUCAGUUCAGUUACCAUGAUAUCAAUGUGUACUCCCUGGCGGGACUGGCUCCUCACAUCAACAUCAAUGCCAAUAUCCCCCUGCUGCAGGCCCAUCCCCAGCUCAAGCAGUGUGUGAGGCAGUCCAUUGAGCGUGCAGUCCAGGAACUUGUGCACCCGGUGGUAGACCGGUCCAUUAAAAUUGCCAUGACAACCUGUGAGCAGAUUGUCAGGAAAGACUUUGCCCUGGACUCAGAGGAGUCACGCAUGCGAGUGGCAGCUCACCACAUGAUGCGCAACCUGACAGCUGGCAUGGCCAUGAUAACCUGCAGGGAGCCACUGCUUGUGAGCAUUGCCAACAACUUGAAGAACAGCUUUGCUGCAGCCCUGCGGGCUCCAACCCAACAACAGAGGGAGAUGAUGGAUGAUGCAGCUACUCGGAUCGCACAGGACAACUGUGAGCUUGCCUGCUGUUUCAUCCAGAAGACAGCUGUGGAAAAAGCAGGGCCAGAGAUGGACAAGAGGCUCGCUACCGAAUUUGAGCUGAGGAAGCAUGCUCGACAGGAGGGCCGUCGUUACUGUGACCCAGUGGUGUUGACAUACCAGGCAGAGCGAAUGCCAGAACAGAUCCGACUGAAGGUUGGAGGUGUGGACCCUAAACAGCUGGCAGUUUAUGAAGAAUUUGCCCGCAAUGUUCCUGGCUUCCUGCCCAGCAAUGACCUGUCUCAGCCAACUGGCUUCCUUGCUCAGCCUAUGAAGCAGCCAGCAUGGGCCACAGAUGAUGUGGCACAAAUUUAUGACAAGUGCAUAGCAGAUCUGGAGCAGCACCUGCAUGCCAUUCCCCCGGCACUGACGAUGAACCCACAAGCUCAGGCUCUGCGCAGCUUGCUAGAGUCUGUGGUGCUGGCGAGGAACUCCCGAGAUGGCAUUGCUGCAUUGGGGCUUCUGCAGAAGGCUGUGGAGGGCCUGCUGGAUGCCACCAGUGGUGCUGAUGCAGACCUUCUGCUGCGCUAUCGAGAGUGCCACUUGCUUGUACUCAAGGCUCUACAGGAUGGGCGUGCUUAUGGCCCCCAGUGGUGCAACAAGCAGGUUACCAGGUGCCUGAUCGAGUGCAGAGAUGAAUACAAGUACAACGUUGAGGCUGUUGAGCUUCUCAUCAGGAACCACCUGGUCAACAUGCAGCAAUAUGACCUACACCUAGCUCAGUCUAUGGAAAAUGGGCUGCACUACAUGGCUGUGGCAUUUGCUAUGCAGCUGGUGAAGCUGCUGUUGGUGGAUGAGCGCAGCGUGAGCCAUAUCACAGAGGCUGACCUCUUCCACACCAUUGAGACACUCAUGAGGACCAGCGCACACUCAAGGGCCAAUGCCCCUGAGGGGCUGCCUCAGCUGAUGGAGGUGGUUCGCUCAAACUAUGAGGCCAUGAUUGACCGUGCCCAUGGAGGACCUAACUUCAUGAUGCACUCUGGGAUCUCCCAGGCAUCUGAGUAUGAUGACCCACCAGGCCUGCGAGAGAAGGCAGAGUACCUGCUGAGGGAAUGGGUCAAUCUCUACCACUCGGCUGCUGCUGGCCGUGACAGUACCAAGGCCUUUUCCGCUUUUGUGGGACAGAUGCAUCAGCAGGGCAUCCUGAAGACAGACGACCUGAUCACACGUUUUUUCCGGCUCUGCACGGAGAUGUGUGUGGAGAUCAGUUACCGUGCCCAGGCUGAACAGCAGCACAACCCAGCUGCCAGCGCUGCCAUCAUCCGUGCCAAGUGCUAUCACAACCUGGAUGCCUUUGUACGGCUUAUUGCCUUGCUGGUUAAGCACUCUGGAGAAGCCACUAACACAGUCACCAAGAUAAAUCUUCUCAACAAGGUUCUGGGCAUAGUGGUGGGAGUCCUGAUUCAGGACCAUGAUGUUCGUCAGACAGAGUUCCAGCAAUUGCCUUACCACCGCAUAUUCAUCAUGCUUCUGUUGGAGCUCAAUGCACCUGAGCAUGUUUUGGAGACCAUCAAUUUCCAGACCCUUACUGCCUUCUGCAACACUUUUCAUAUUCUGAGGCCUACAAAAGCUCCUGGGUUUGUUUAUGCAUGGUUGGAAUUGAUCUCACACCGCAUAUUCAUCGCUAGGAUGUUGGCUCAUACCCCGCAACAGAAGGGUUGGCCAAUGUAUGCCCAGCUGUUGAUUGACCUUUUCAAGUACCUAGCCCCCUUCUUGAGGAAUGUUGAACUCAACAAACCUAUGCAAAUUCUCUACAAGGGCACACUGCGUGUACUUCUGGUUCUCCUUCAUGACUUCCCAGAAUUCCUCUGUGAUUACCACUAUGGCUUCUGUGAUGUAAUCCCACCCAACUGCAUUCAGCUCCGCAACCUGAUCCUCAGUGCCUUUCCACGCAACAUGAGGCUCCCUGACCCUUUCACCCCUAACCUGAAGGUGGAUAUGCUCAGUGAAAUCAACAUUGCUCCCCGCAUUCUUACAAAUUUCACUGGAGUCAUGCCAUCUCAGUUUAAGAAGGAUCUGGACUCUUACCUGAAGACUCGUUCUCCUGUCACAUUUUUGUCUGAGCUCCGCAGCAACCUACAGGUAUCAAAUGAGCCAGGGAAUCGUUACAAUAUUCAGCUGAUCAAUGCAUUGGUGCUGUAUGUGGGGACUCAAGCCAUUGCUCACAUCCACCAUAAGGGUAGUACACCCUCCAUGAGUACCAUCACCCACUCAGCACACAUGGACAUCUUCCAGAACCUAGCUGUAGAUCUGGACACUGAAGGUCGAUACCUGUUUCUCAAUGCUAUUGCCAAUCAGCUGCGUUACCCUAACAGCCACACCCACUACUUCAGUUGUACCAUGCUGUAUCUGUUUGCUGAAGCCAAUACAGAAGCUAUUCAGGAGCAAAUUACAAGGGUCCUCCUGGAGCGUCUAAUUGUAAACAGACCACAUCCAUGGGGUCUGCUUAUCACUUUCAUUGAGCUCAUCAAGAAUCCAGCCUUCAAGUUCUGGAACCAUGAUUUUGUGCACUGUGCACCAGAGAUAGAGAAGCUUUUCCAGUCAGUGGCACAGUGCUGCAUGGGGCAGAAACAAGCACAGCAGGUCAUGGAGGGCACUGGUACCAGUUAGUUGUGUUGACUUCCACCAGGGUUCACCCCCGGCCUCAACACACCUUUCCCAGUGGACAACCCAGUGUACAAACCCCCCUUGCCCAACACACCCACGAGGACAUCUCUGUAGCCCGAAGAGUACACCAGGAUUAAGAGGAUGUGUCUGGCAGUGUCAUCUUGUGGAUUUUUGUUUAACAAGAAAAGAUUGGAUCUGCUGUGAAUAUAAUUGUGAAACUAAUGUAAAUAGGAGUGCAGUCUCUCAGAACUGGACUAAGAUGGUGAAGCUGAGACGUCAGACACAUUCAGUGUAAGAAAGGCAGCUGCUGACGCACAGCUCCGGGGUUUUGUUUAGGUGGCCCCACCCCAUCUUGUGCAAGGGGAUGCCUUUGUCCCCCCUUGUUUCCCCUCCCUCUCCAGUCAAGAUGUUUUCAUAAGAUUGUGUUAUGGCUUCAUAUAAGUUCAUCCUGAUUUUGUGUUAUGGGGAAGAAAUGUAAUUAACUGGGGUGGGGAGUGGAGUAUGAGAGAGACUGCAGUUCACUCUAUUCCUGUAAUGAAGGGUUUGUUCCAGACUUGGUGAGGUGACAGGGUGGCGAAGGCCUGUAAAACUGAAACUGGAGUGUGGUUUCUCCCUGAUGCUUGUAAUUUUGUGGAAAACAAAUUUCAGAUUAGUUAUAUGCAUUUUAAGUUUGUAUAAAGAUCCAGAAUUACAAAAUGACAACAAAUAAGGACCAAUGCAGAUAAUUUUGUAAGGUUUUUGAAUGUUUUGUAAAUGUAUUGGUCCAUGUGUUGUAUUUUGUAGUACUUUAGUUUUGCCUUUAGUUCUUGCCACUUAUUUCCUGUAUGUAUGCAUAUUGUAGUUAAUGCAUUAAAUGUCUUGAGCUGCA